AUGAAUCGCCCUCACCAUAGGAGAACACGAAAAAAAAGAGCGACAUUGAUCCAUUGAUUCACAGACGGAGAAACAAAGAGGAGGGUGAACAAAAAAAGAAGAAGAAAAAAAAAGGCCUGGUCGUCGUCACUGGCCAAGACUCGACCAUGCGACACCUACCACUGGCCGCAGCACUGACCGCACUACUGCUGCAAUCAAUUCCAGCCGUCAUCGCUGCCGACGAGACUCAAAAGAACGACCCCGCAACAUGCUCAAAUGUCACCAUCAAGAGUGCAGGUGACGCUCGCCACAUCGGGCUCGCCUGCACCACCAUCGUCGGCGACCUGCAUCUUUCGCCUGACCUCAAUGAAACCGUCACCCUGAAUGGGAUCGAAAAUGUCACCGGCAGCGUCCUAUUCAAGGGCCGCUGUCAGUUUGAAGGAUAUUCAGACGUUCCGACCCAAAGCUCAGCCGAUCAAUGCGGCGACAUACCCGAGCCGUUCUCGUUCCGGAGCACGUCGCUCCGCGCGAUACAAGGCAACUUUACCAUCAACACGUGGCUCGGUCUGAGCAACAUUGAACUGCCACUCCUGCAGCGAGUUAUGGGAGAGUUUAACCUACGGAGCCUCUUGAACCUAACCCAGCUUGACGUCAGCAGCCUGGCUCGCGUCGGCGAUUUUAACCUCGAGGCCCCCAGGCUACAGGACCUCAAACAUGACGGUCUGGAGGGCUUCACCAAGGCGACGGCGAACCUCACCGUGAGGUCCGCGGACCUUGACUCGCUCGACAGCCUUCUGAGGCCGCGCACCAAGGCAGUCGCCAAGUGGCCCGAUCAGCCCGACGACUGGCCGCUAUUCCGCACGCCGCAGUCGGUCGCGCUCUACACCGAGGACAUGUCGAGGCUGGCCAACAUGACCAUCGCGUGGCCGAAACUCGUGACGCUGACCAUCAACCCCGAUUUCGUCAACGACACGGUCCUCAGGGAUGGGGUGGCCCCGCGCCUCAUGCUCGGCUCGGGGGAGGGGAAUUCCACAACCAUGUCGAUCCGGGAUUUGGUUGUCCAGGGUGUGGAGACGCUCGAGCUGCACUCGUCGCUGACGGGGGGAUUGGUGGAUGGGCACAAGUUUCAGCUGGCGUGGACAAACACCCAGGGUAACUUCAAGGUUCCGUUUAGCAACUUGACCAUCCUGGACGUUUUUGGAAACGACAAGAUGGAGUCAAUUGAGCUGCCUUCGUCCGAAGGUAUUGUGCGCAAUCUUGACGACCUGCAGAUUUCUGGCAAGGGUCUGCUGGUAGACAAGCUCGUCUGGCCCAAGGAUAACAUGUCGACGGUGAAACUGACAGGGAAGAUCCAACAGGCUGCAUUCGUCUCUUUCCUGCAAGACAGGAAUCCAGACGACGUCAACUCGACGACCAGACCUCUAGUCACAGACUUUGCCGUCACGGGACAUGCCGGGUCCAACUUCAGCUGCGAGCCGUUUGACAGGCUAAAGCAGCAAAAUGUCAUUACGGGCGAGUACAGUUGCUUAAUUCAAAGCGCCGCCUCGCGGUCAGUGUCGGUGACUUUUUCGACUGCGAUGGUGCUAGCGACAAUUAUAUUUUUGCUGAUGAGCUGAGCGGGGACUCUAGCCCAGGAAAGAGAGUAAUGAAUGAUAAUGAUACCAUUUAUAACAAGGCAUUUGGUUUUUUUUUUUUUUUUCGGGCAUCAUAUUUGCAUAUACAGUUUUGCAUUUUGUUUUUCGGUCUCUUGUUUUCUCAUUUUCAUUUUUUCCAGGAUUCCCACUUGAGCGACC
Messenger RNA from Pyricularia grisea, 1772 nucleotides. RefSeq lists its product as uncharacterized. Bases 147 to 1595 code for a protein of 482 amino acids. Lineage: Eukaryota; Fungi; Ascomycota; Sordariomycetes; Magnaporthales; Pyriculariaceae. The record is from RefSeq and is a predicted model, not a curated record. The transcript is spliced from 2 exons.